AUGCGGAUCAUUUGCCCGAAUUGUGGCGAGGAGCCACAGAAGGGUCAGCGGCAUGUCUGCAAGACAGACGAUGCAAGCUUGGGAUUGGAGGCCUCCGGCGAUGGCCCUGUGGGGCCUCUGCUGCAGAGGAGCCAUGUGGCGGCAAAGAGCCAGCGACGGACGGUUCCCUGUGCGACAGCCAGCUCCAUGUGUGCUUCCAUCGCAUCGCUGGCAUCGAAAAAUCCGGGGCUCUGGAAGUCCAGCCGGACGCUGGCCAGAUGUGGUGGCGAAGACUUCGUGGCGGCCCUCAUUUUCACAGUGGCGGGGCUGCCGACCUGGAGCCGCGAUCCGAAGCGCACGUUGCUCGCUGCUUUGUGCGGGAAUGUGGCCCAUGAGGCGGCUAAAGCGCUGCAGAACUUCUGGCGCCAAAGACGUCGACGCACUGUUUCUGUCUACCAGCCUCGACCCCCCAAAGAGCCGGCAAACGGCUACAGCGCCUACCGCUUGGACAAGGCCUCCACGCACCAUGGGAGCUUCCCCACGCCCAAGGCCGCGCCGAAGGUUUAUUUCCAGGAGGGGGAGGCACGCCGCGGAUGGGCGCAACAAAGCGUUGGCAGUGAGAAGAACAGCACUGCUCCGGCACCGGGGGUGGCGAAGAAGUCGAACCCGAGGCCGGUUCAGAGCCGCGCAGUUCCGGUGAACCCUCUUCAAGCCAUGAAGAACCGCCUUGCGCAGCAGCAGCAGGAUGCCGAAGACCGGCGCUUGCAUGGGCUGCAGCAAGCGGAAGAUGUGCGCUUGGCACGUAACGGCGUGCCGGAAACAGACUCGCGAGCGCUGCAAGGCACAGGGCCUGGCAGCUGGUCCUCCCAUCACUUCGAGAAACCAGAGGAGGCCUGGGACGAAGUCGGCGAGAAAACUCCAGCUCCUCCGGCACUGCUACCUGCACCCAAGGAGCCCACCAUGCCGAUCAUCGCAUCGGGGCAGUACGAGCCAGGCCAUUCCGUUCUGGCUACAAGGGACCUUGCGCCUGCAGCUGUAGAGAUCCCGGAUGACAAGGAGCCUUCAGCGGCUUCUCCUCCUCCUCCGGCACCUGCAGCUUUGGGUGAAAGCAUGCCGACACCCCUGGAGCGACGGCAGAUGCGGCAGUUGGCGGCCAAUUCAUCGUCGCCCUCGCCGCGAGAAGCUGUGUCCGAGGGCGCGACACCAGCAGGCAGCACACCCACUACGUGCUUGGCCGCAACAGAACGCCUUCGGGACCGAUUAAAGCAGCGCGAGGGAUCAGGAAGGACUGGCGAAAGGACCCGUUCGGUACCCGACGCUUCGUCGAUGGUAAACUGGCAGGAGCGUAUCGAGCUCCGGCACAAGGAGGCUGAGGAGCAGCAGGUCCACGAAAGAGAGGAGAAGCAGCGGCUAGCUCCGGAAGGUCUCGGCUGGCAGAAGAUGGACAGCGUGCCCCCAUGGAAGCCCCACACAGGGAGCAUCGCAGCCCCCUUGUCUGAUGGCAGCAUGCUGUUGAUCGGUGGGCAGGCAGGAAGGCACGGUGGCGGCCAUUUCGAUUGCUUUAACUGCACCAGCGACGUGUGGCAAUUUAGGCAUCAGAAGGCCGAGUGGAUUGACCACUCCAAGGAUGUCCCGUGGGAUCCUCGUUGGGGCCACUCCGUUGUCACUCAGGCUGACGACACGGUGUGGCUCUUCUUCGGCUGCUGCGAGAAAGGGAAGCCCACUGUGAUGUUGCGUGACGUUUGGAGCUUUAACCCAAUGAAAGGUUCGGCCUGGCGGAAGAUUGAGUCGCCGCCUCCCUUCGAAGGGAUUCAGGCGACAUCUGCAGCCUUAACAGGCUCCGACGUCUGGUUCGUCGGCGGCUGGUCGCAGCAACGCGGCACGCUGUCGCAGGUGGUAGUCUUCAACCUGGAGACGCUGAAGUGGACCAUGAAGAGCCCGCAUGGGGCUGCUCCAUGGGACUCGCGGGCAGAUCACGCAACUGCCAUCUCUCCAGAUGGCAAAUGGCUCGUUAUGUUCGGAGGGCAACAUGCCAAAGAGGGCGGCAGGAAAUGGAACCGCUGUGAAGACACCUGGCGCGUGCCUCUUCCCAGUGCCAAACCCUCAGAAUGGGUACGUCUGGGAAACCUCGCGGCCGCACGCAGCUCUCCCGGCGUUUUUGUCCUCCACACUGGUUGGCUGAUGACAUUGGGAGGCCACUGGACUCCCGAGACAGAGCUCCUCACUGCGAAGGGGCCUGAAGACAAGGACGGCGUGGCAAAGCACCACGAGGAGACGGAGUUCCGCACCUACAGUGAAUUCAUGCUUCAAGGUCUGGGCUAUACAGGGUCGAGUCGGAUGUCCUGGCUCUCAACCUGA
Molecule: messenger RNA, 2337 nt
Organism: Symbiodinium sp. CCMP2592
Lineage: Eukaryota; Dinophyceae; Suessiales; Symbiodiniaceae
Source: the annotation of a GenBank genome assembly